AUGCCAUAAUUAACUCCUUAAACACUUAACAGGUUGUGUGAAUACUUUUUGUAUUUAGCAAAAUUAGAGUCAGAAAUUGAAAUAAUUCGAAAUGUUCUUUGUGAACAUGAUUAUUUCCAUCCAUUUUUCAUUUUUAAAUACAUUGAUGGAAUAUCCAUAAAUCCAAAAGGUUAAUUGAGCCCUGCCGAUCUUCUCUAAUUUCUAGAAGAUAAUGGUUUUGUACAUAAUUUGGAAGAAUGUAUAUAAUUUAUAGACUUAUAUGAUGAAGAAUCUAAAGGAUUUCUCCUAUAUUCACAGUAACUAUUUAUAUUUAUAUAUAAUAGAUUCUUAAGAAUAUGCUUACCUUAAAACAAUGUAGCCUUAAGAUAAAAGAUUGCACUUUAAAAUAUUGAUGUUCCUCAUUAUGAUCAAAGGAUUUCAUACACAUUAUCAAAAUUAAUAAACUACGAAAUAAAAUCUAUGGAAAUUACAUCAUCAUUCGUUUAAAAACUAUAGGAUUGUUCAGAUUACAGUCCAACUGAAUGUUUUGAAUAGAUGAAUCCCCAAAAAUCAUAAGGUUUAAUAGUCUCCAAUUUUAAAGAUCUCUUUUAAAAAUCAGCCAUUAUUAUCUAUCCUCAUGAACUUCAAUUUUUAUUUAAAAGAUUUGAUCUUCUUAAUGAUGGUAUCAUAGAUAAAUCUGAAUUUAUGAAGUAUUUUAAGAAUAGAGUCAUCAAUCCAAAAGAAUAUAAAACUCCAAUUAAAGAUAAAUCUUAUCUACAAAAUUUUAAAGAUAAAAGUUAAUAAUAGAAAUAAUUAUAAUCCCAAUAAUCAAAUAGAUCAAAAAAAGCAUAAACUACUCCUAUAAAAAAAUUAAAUUCUAUUUUAAAAUAAACAGGAUAAUCACCAAAAAAGGAAUUUGAUAAUUAGAGAUCAGUUAGUUUUAUUGAAAGUUCCAAGAAUUCCAAAACUUAAAAUUUAAAUUAAAGUUACAUAUUCAAAACUCCUAAUCAACCUAAUAAAAAAUAUAUCGAUUAAAAAACAGAAUUAAGAGCCUAAAUGUAAUUAUUCAAAGUUUAAAAAUAAUAAAAAGGUUAAAUUAAUUCCACAAUUAAGAAAAAUAUUUAAAAUUCUACUUAAAAAAAAGUAAUAAAGAAUUCUCCUAAAAAAAAUAACAAUUUGUUUAAUCCUUCUAAAUUUUUAAAAGAUACUCUAAUUUAAUUAUUAAACUUUGAAAAAGAAAUCGAAAGAAUUAAACUUAAUUUAUAAGCAACUCCUGAUUUCUCUCUUUGCAAUACUUUCAGAACUUUAGAUAAAAAGAAAAUGGGAUUCCUAGUAGCUGAAGAUCUAGAAUAAUUCAUUAAUAAAUAAGACCUUUCACUUAUACUAAAGAAGGCUUCUCUUGAUGGUAGAAUUAAAUUUAAUUAAUUCAUACAAUUAAUAUCUCCAUUGUCUAUAUAUCAUUAAGAACAAUAAUUUAUUAGAGAACAGAGUCAAAAUCAAAAUUAUAUUAUUCAAGGAAGAAUAAAAUAAUUACUCUGUCUUUUAUUUGAAAAAUUAUACUAAAGAGAACUCUUAUUCAAUUAAGUAAAUUAGGAAAUGAAAAACAAUUAAUAAUGUGAUAUAAAAUACUUAUUUAUGAUGAUUGAUGAAGAUUCAUGUGAUAAUGAAAUUAGCUUAAAAGAUGUAUCUAUAUCAAAACUACUAUAUACUAGCUUGAUUCCUUUUUGUAUAAGUAACAAGUAUAACCAGAAUUAGAAGACUUAGAAUUAUUAUUCAAUAGACUGGAUACUGAUAGAGAUGGAAAAAUAUCCUUUCCAGAUUUUAUCAACAUUUUUUCCUUUUGA
Molecule: messenger RNA, 1823 nt
Organism: Paramecium pentaurelia
Lineage: Eukaryota; Ciliophora; Oligohymenophorea; Peniculida; Parameciidae
Source: the annotation of a GenBank genome assembly